GACCCUCAUUAGCUGCAAUGGAGCAAGUGUCAAAAUCAUUUUAUCAUAUGAUACGUGGACAACAUAGCCCGUAUAGAUUCUUGUAUUAUAAGCUGUUGGCUACGUAUUGUCCGAUUGAUGAGUGUGCUAUGGAUAUUGGCGAACAAGUUGAAAGGGCCAUACAUGCCCCCGUUUUACCAAAGAUCAGGCAAUCUGUGGUCAAGCAGGAAUCGAGAGAAUUCAAAGUAUCUGAUUGGAAGGUUCAGUUUGUCGAAUCUUACAAGUAUUACGUGACGGAAGUAUGCACUGUCUGUGGUGAAUCGGGUGAUCCCAUUCCUAUAUGGGAGGUUCGCUUGUGUAGAUUCUGCGUUGUCAGACAAUUGAUUAACAAGAGCGCUCUAUACGCAUUCACCUUGUCCCCCAAGGAGAUUGAAGUACUCAAGCCAUGGAAAACUUAUGUGUAUGAUCUUGGCAUGAGUUGUACGUUUUACCUUCGAAAUCAUCUUGAUCAUUUAAGACGACAAAAAUAUUCUGACCCACAAUGCGACUUGGACCUUGAUGUGAAGCAGCGUCAAUCUGAGAAAUUUGCAAAGGAGAACGUUAAACGCAAGAGAAAACAGAGGGAGCAAGAUGAGUCUUAUUCUGAAAGGAUGCGGUCGGUUCUCCAAUGCUUUAGUGAUUGGAAGUUAAAAGCGGAACUAUCGAUCAUGGAAGAGUGGUGGUUCCCCAAGGAACUUAAAUUAGAAAUUCACGAGUAUAUUUCUAACAAGACAAAUAAUAGCUUGGCGCGAAAACGACUUCGCCUGUCCAUUGAGCAAGAAUCCAAUAAUGGUGAUGAUAGCUCUACACCUUCGACGCCGUCCAACUCUCAAUCGAAAAGUAAAGCCCUUCGAAAGAAUUUGGAAGAUAUCAUGUUUGAAUUACAAACCGUUGUGGUGCCAAGGGUGAACAGAUUGGUGGAAUUAAAUACUCUUUUAUCAGCCGACAUUGCCAUCGAAAAAUUACGUAUGGAUUUAGAUUUAAAGACCAGGCGAAUAUACGACGAUUUUGUGCUCGGAGGGGGGAUGAUAUCGAGUCCAUCUUCAACUCCAUCGGAAUGUCAGUUGACAGUGGAUCGAACACACAAAGAAAUUUUGUCAUAUUUCGAGAGGGAGGAAAUUUUUAAAAAAUCGCUAACUCAAGCAUGGUUGAAUAUUAAUCACAACGAAUUCAUGCUAUCUGAACUAGAUCAUCAAAGAUUUUUACGGGAUGCGAAGGAAUGGUGGGCGAGACGAGGAAAGAAACCUCCGCCUGAAAAAUGUGGGGAGUUAUACCUGGCUCGUGUUCAUAAGAGGCAGAUUUGGUUAAAGAAUGACAUGUCCUUAACAAGAACCCAAGAACAUUGGAGACGUCAGUUAUUAGAAAGGAAAUUAAAAGAAAAGAUUGAUUG
Funneliformis mosseae is the source of this 1408-nucleotide messenger RNA. Lineage: Eukaryota; Fungi; Glomeromycota; Glomeromycetes; Glomerales; Glomeraceae. The record is from the annotation of a GenBank genome assembly.